Molecule: messenger RNA, 1332 nt
Organism: Cladophialophora psammophila CBS 110553
Lineage: Eukaryota; Fungi; Ascomycota; Eurotiomycetes; Chaetothyriales; Herpotrichiellaceae
Product: acetyl-CoA C-acetyltransferase
Exons: 2
Coding region: 1-1332 (443 amino acids)
Biological process (GO): fatty acid beta-oxidation
Molecular function (GO): acetyl-CoA C-acetyltransferase activity
Source: RefSeq, a predicted model, not a curated record
AUGCCCUCCCUUACCUCUUCCGCCGCUCGCAUGGCGUCCCGCGCCUCCUCCACCGCCAGCGCCGGCGCCCGCCUCUCACAGAUGCGUAGCCAGAUGAGCACCAAUGCUACCUCCCCUAUUGCUCGCAACAAAGAGAUCGGCGAAGCAUACAUUCUCUCUGCCUCCCGCACCCCGACAGCCAAGUUCAACGGCGGCUUCAUGAGCAUGUCCGCCCCACAGCUGGGCGCCAUUGCGAUCAAGUCUGCUAUUGAGAAGUCGAAAGUUCCUGUAUCCAAGAUAACAGAUGUAUAUAUGGGCAACGUACUGGCGGCGGGGUUGGGUCAAGCACCAGCCAGGCAAGCCUCCAUAUUCGCUGGCUUACCUUCAACGAUUGAAGCCGUAACAAUCAACAAGGUCUGUGCUUCGGGAUUGAAAGCAGUUGUCCUCGCGGCUCAGAAUAUCCAGCUUGGACUGGCGGAGGCGCAAAUUGCAGGCGGUAUGGAGAAUAUGUCUCGUGUGCCCUACUACCUGCCCAGAGCAGCACAGAACCCAGCGUUUGGAAACAUACAACUGAAGGAUGGACUGAUUGGAGACGGGCUCUGGGAUGUGUAUAACCAGUUUCAUAUGGGUAACUGCGCAGAAAACACGGCGAAGAAGUUCAACAUCUCCAGAGAAAUGCAGGAUGAAUAUGCCAUCAGAAGCUUUGAAAGAUCGCAAAAGGCUUGGGCGGAAGGCAAAUUCCAAGACGAGGUUGUCCCCGUCACUGUCAAGGGAAAGAAGGGUGACACUAUCAUCUCCGAAGACGAAGGUUACAACAACCUAAAAAAGGAUAAGGUUCCCACUUUGAAGCCGGCGUUUGUAAAGGAUCCUUCCCAAGGAACAGUGACGGCUGCAAAUUCGUCGACCUUCAAUGACGGUGCAAGUGCGUUGGUGUUGGGCAACAAGGCUAUUGCGCGGGAAUAUGGCAAGGGAAGCCGUGUGCUCGCACGGAUCAUUAGUUCCGCUGAUGCAGCGAUUGAUCCAGUGGAUUUCCCUAUCGCGCCCGCGAAAGCUGUGCCUAUUGCGCUAGAAAGAGCCGGGCUGACCAAAGACGACAUUGCGAUCUGGGAAUUCAAUGAGGCGUUUGCGGCAGUCAUCAAGGCAAAUGAACAGAUUCUUGGUCUGGAGGACGCUAAGGUGAACAUGCUGGGCGGUGCCAUCUCCCUCGGCCACGCCCUUGGCAGCUCGGGCUCGCGUAUCUUGACGACCUUGCUGCAUCAAUUGAAGCCAGGCGAGUACGGAUGCGCGGCGAUUUGCAACGGUGGUGGUGCAGCGACCGCCAUGAUUGUGCAACGGAUCGAGAACGUUGACUAA